Protopolystoma xenopodis is the source of this 357-nucleotide messenger RNA. The record is from the annotation of a GenBank genome assembly. Lineage: Eukaryota; Metazoa; Platyhelminthes; Monogenea; Polystomatidea; Polystomatidae.
AUGACCCGUGAAGACACACUAGCACAAGGCCAAUACAUUCACGCCAACACACACUUUUCCCUCACCACUCACGGAGCUCUGACUGUUUUUGUCAGCUUCGAACAAACUCUUUUCCUUCCUCCUCUACCCAAACUUCAGCGCUUUUCUUUCUCUCUCUUUCCUCCAUUCCUCUUCCUGCUUCCUCCUGCCUUCUCCUUCUUCUUUCCUCAAGCAUUGACGCCUUUCCGCCACCCUCCUCUCUACCCCUCUUUCCAACCUGCGCAGGGUUCGAACCGGCGACUCUUCAAGCAACCGGUCACCCCUUGGCCGAUGCAUGACAAACUCUUAAGCCUACCAAUAGACAAAAUGUCUGCUUGA